AACGAGUUUUACUGUUGUUGAUGCUCUUAGGUGUUUUAUUUGAUGAAAAGGCCAACUUUAAGUAAAAAAAUCGACCAACUGAUAUAUAGAAAUCACAAGUCAGCCACCACCAACGUUAUCGGUUGUCUUGUACUGCACGCGAUCAGAUCCGAGAUUUUUGAGAGAUUUCAAAGGGCUUAUGUAGGUAUGGCUAACAAAGAAUCAAGUGAGCUGGGGAAUUUACCAACAUCCCCAAUGGCUGAGCGGGCCCGAACGUGUGAAACUACCGGAGAACGGCUACGUAAUCGUGAGCUGGCCUAUGGUUUUGAUCUGGAUUACAAGAAUGAUCCGCCUACAUUAGUUCCGUGUACUUGGAGUAAAAACUAUGCUAUCGGUCUCUAUGGUAGGAUUGGACUCCAAUGCUACAAUCUUCAGAAUGGAACAAACUUAAAGUUUAAACGCUUGGAGAAACAUAGUACCAAGCGGACUGGUAGGUACUCCAGUGUCUACAUAACUUUGGACGCAACCGAUCCGGCCACUGGCUCUGUCUGCUCUUUUCAGACUCAGUUUAGCAAUGCAGGAAGCCACCUUCGGUUGAGGGCUAGGAUUACCUGGUUGACCUUUGCCGCCAGAAUCAAACAAAUACCUAACGAGCCUAUAGAUGAUGACUGGGACGAGGACACACCUGGAAUAAAUGAGUUCUACAAAGUUCCAUUGCCCAAAUGGUUUUCUGAUGAACGUGGCAGUAAAAAGUAUUACGUGCCAGAAUCAGAGCUGCAUGACAAUGACUGGCUUCAACUUCUCAUGGAAGUCGCCUUCUUCUCCAAAGCAAAUCGUCGUUUGGAUGCUUACCUACCCCUGGAGCUCAACAGUGUUGUUGUGGAAACUUUGGAAGAUGAGCCUCGUGACAAGCUCAAAGCUGAUAACGCAAUCUUCUACAUUAGUUACAAGUGUUGCGCCGAUCCUUGUUCAACGCCUUUGGCUGGUGAUCACCGUGCCGUAGUAAGGAAAACCAUGGAUGGCAAACCAGGCCACAUGUGUCUUGAGGUUGCUUUUACCAAAGAACAGAACAAGAAUGAAGAAGAGUAAUCUGCCUUGUUAGGUUCUAUCAUCAGUUCUAGUUUAUGCAGUUAUGUUUUCCAGACUUUUCUUUUGUUUCAUGUUUUGUGUUUAUUUAUCUCCUCUAUAUGCACACACGAUGUUGUGUGUUGUUUUGCUGGUGUUUUUAUGUAUUCAACACUCUUUUGAACAUGUAUUUUUGGAAUAUAUAUAUAUAUAUAUAUAUAUUUAUUUA
Molecule: messenger RNA, 1273 nt
Organism: Raphanus sativus (radish)
Lineage: Eukaryota; Viridiplantae; Streptophyta; Magnoliopsida; Brassicales; Brassicaceae
Product: UPF0725 protein At5g63820-like
Exons: 6
Coding region: 43-1068 (341 amino acids)
Source: RefSeq, a predicted model, not a curated record